Messenger RNA from Linum tenue, 1671 nucleotides. NCBI's taxonomy places the organism in Eukaryota, Viridiplantae, Streptophyta, Magnoliopsida, Malpighiales, Linaceae. The record is from the annotation of a GenBank genome assembly.
AUGCAGAGGUUUUCCAGCUGCAGAGGAGUAGCCUUCGAGAUCAAGCCACACAACGAUCCCUUCGCCGUCACCACCAUCACCCCAUCCGCCGCCGACAACAAACCAACCCGCGCCCUCCAAACAAUGAACCCCACCUUCUCCGGCAAAAUCCACCCUUCCUUAAACAAAACCGUCAGCCGCGCCACCAGCAGCCACUUCUGCGACCUCGACUUCGACGAAGAACCCACCGACGACGACGAGGACGACCACGCCGACGAGGAUGAUAUCGACGACAAGGAAACGGCAGCGCUGGCCCCCGCCGCAAGCAGGCGCAGCCAAGCUCCGAUGAAGCCAAAGCCAAAGCUGCCGUCAUCGAGACUGUCCGUCAUACUACUCGACCAAGGAAUGUUGACAGUCUACAAAAGGCUGUUCACAGUUUGCUUGUCACUCAACAUCGUCGCUUUAGUACUCGCAGCCACCGGAAACUUCCCAUACGCGAGAAACAGAGCUGCUCUGUUUUCAAUAGCCAACAUCUUCGCUCUCACUCUCUGUCGGAGCGAAGCCUUUCUCCGGAUCAUAUUCUGGCUCGCCGUCAAACUCCUGGGGAGAUCAUUUAUCCCGAUUCCAAUCAAAACCGCCGCGACGUCGUUUCUCCAGAGCCUGGGAGGAAUCCACAGCAGCUGCGGGGUUUCCUCUGUUUGCUGGCUCGUCUAUGCUCUGUUUCUCACUCUCAAAAACAGAGCAGACACUUCCUCUGAAAUCAUAGCGGUGGCAUCUGCCAUUCUCUCGCUCCUCGGAUUCUCGUGUCUAGCAGCUUUCCCACUCGUCCGCCAUCUCCACCACAAUUUCUUCGAGCGAGUCCAUCGAUUCACCGGCUGGAUCUCGCUCUGCCUCCUCUGGGCGUUCGUCACUCUCACAAUCACGUACGACAGAGCAACCAAAUCUUACAGUAACGAAUUGGGUUCGAAGCUAAUCAAACACCAGGAGUUCUGGUUCACGAUUGGGAUCUCCGUUCUGAUCAUCAUCCCCUGGCUGACGGUGAGACGGGUUCCGGUCAAGAUCUCGUCGCCUUCGGGUCACGCCUCGUUGAUCAAAUUCGAAGGCGGGGUUAAACCGGGAAUACUUGGGAGAAUCAGCCCUUCUCCGUUGUCGGAGUGGCACGCGUUCGGGAUAAUUUCCGACGGGAAAACAGAGCACAUGAUGCUGGCCGGAGCGGUGGGGGAUUUUACGAAAUCCCUGGUGGCGAAUCCUCCGACCCAUUUGUGGGUUCGGAAUGUGCAUUUUUCUGGGCUGCCGUAUUUGACUGAUAUGUAUAACAGAGUGCUGCUGGUGGCUACUGGCUCGGGGAUUUGCGUCUUCUUGUCGUUCUUGCUGCAGGAUUGUGAGGCAGAGGUGUGCGUCUUGUGGGUGACGAAGGGUGUGGAGCAGAAUUUCGGGGUGGAGAUUGCGGGGAUGAUGAUGAGGAGUGGGGAUUUGGAAGGGGAGAAGACGAAGAGGAAGAAGAAGAAGGUGAUUGUUCAUGAUACGGCGGUGCUGGGGCGGCCGAAUGUGUCGAGGAUGAGCGUGGAGGCGGCGAAGGAUUGGGGCGCCGAGGUUGUGAUUGUGACGAGCAACCCAGAAGGGAGCAGGGACGUUGUGAAGGCUUGUAAGGGUGCGGGAAUUCCUGCAUUCGGUCCAAUUUGGGAUUCUUAA